Messenger RNA from Tupaia belangeri chinensis (Chinese tree shrew), 3611 nucleotides. RefSeq names its product TRPM8 channel associated factor 1 (gene TCAF1). Gene Ontology annotation, biological process: positive regulation of protein targeting to membrane; positive regulation of anion channel activity. Lineage: Eukaryota; Metazoa; Chordata; Mammalia; Scandentia; Tupaiidae. The transcript is spliced from 10 exons. The coding region runs from base 315 to 3074 and encodes 919 amino acids. Gene Ontology annotation, molecular function: transmembrane transporter binding. Gene Ontology annotation, cellular component: plasma membrane. The record is from RefSeq and is a predicted model, not a curated record.
GGAGCAGGAUGCGAGGAAAGCCCUCCGCCCCUCCUCUCCUCACUCUCCGCUCGGCCUCGGGUCCCUGCCCUGCAGGAGAACCUCUUCCCCGCCCGACCGUGAGUCCCCGUGCGCGGGGUCUACCCCUCCCAGCCGCGCGGGUAGAAACUGCAGGGUGACCUGAGACCUUCGUGCCAGCGGCCUUGAGAAUUCCCUGCCAACCAGAGCUCAGCUUCUCAGCCCGCACCUCCUAAGCCAGCUGACUACCCCACACCCUCCAGCUGCGCCCCCUCCUCUGACGUCACCGACCUGAUCCCGAAGAAACCAACAGAGCCAUGGCGACUCCGUCUGCUGCCUUUGAGGCCCUUAUGAGUGGAGUGACAAGCUGGGAUGUCCCGGAAGAUGCCAUCCCAUGUGAACUGCUGCUUAUUGGCGAGGCCUCCUUUCCUGUGAUGGUGAAUGACAUGGGCCAGGUGCUCAUUGCUGCCUCGUCCUAUGGCCGAGGCCGCCUGGUGGUCCUAGCCCACGAGGACUACUUGGUGGAAGCCCAGCUCACUCCCUUUCUCCUUAAUGCCGUGGGCUGGCUUUGCUCCUCCCCUGGAGCUCUCAUUGGUAUACACCCAUCCCUGGCUCCUUUGGCCAAAAUUCUUGAGGGUGCUGGAGUGGAGGCCAAGAUUGAGCCGGAAGUGAAAGACUCCCUGGGGGUAUACUGCAUUGAUGCCUACAAUGAAACCAUGACUGAGAAACUAGUCACGUUUAUGAAACGUGGAGGGGGCUUGCUUAUAGGAGGCCAAGCCUGGGAUUGGGCCAACCAGGGCGAUGACGAAAGGGUUCUGUUCACGUUCCCUGGGAACCUUGUGACCAGCGUGGCUGGUGUGUACUUCACUGACAACAAAGGAGACACAAGUUUCUUCAAAGUGUCCAAGAAGAUGCCCAAGAUUCCAGUCUUAGUUAGUUGUGAAGAUGACCUCUCCGAGGACAGAGAGGAGCUCCUGCAUGGGAUCUCAGAGCUGGACAUCAGCAACUCGGAUUGUUUCCCAUCUCAGCUGCUAGUGCACGGGGCGUUAGCCUUUCCUCUGGGGUUAGACACCUACCAUGGCUGUGUUAUAGCGGCCGCCCGCUAUGGCCGGGGCCGAGUGGUUGUGACUGGCCACAAGGUAUUAUUCAGCGUUGGCAAACUGGGCCCCUUCCUGCUCAAUGCUGUCCGCUGGCUGGAUGGGGGCCGCAGAGGCAAGAUCGUGGUGCAGACAGAGCUGAGGACGCUGAGUGGCCUGCUUGCAGUGGGGGGCAUAGACACCAGCGUGGAGCCCCACCUUACCAGUGAUGCCAGUGUCUAUUGCUUUGAGCCUGUUAGUGAAGUGGGGGUCAAAGAGCUGCAGGAGUUUGUAGCAGAGGGUGGUGGGCUAUUUGUUGGAGCCCAAGCCUGGUGGUGGGCCUUCAAGAACCCAGGAGUGUCCCCCUUGGCUAGAUUCCCAGGAAACCUCCUCCUCAACCCCUUUGGCAUCAGCAUCACAAGCCAAAGCCUUAAUCCAGGGCCCUUUCGCACUCCUAAAGCAGGGAUAAGGACCUAUCACUUCCGAUCCACCCUGGCUGAGUUCCAGGUUAUAAUGGGCAGGAAGAGAGGCAACGUGGAAAAGGGCUGGUUGGCAAAGCUGGGACCUGACGGCGCAGCGUUCCUGCAGAUCCCCGCAGAAGAGAUCCCUGCCUACAUGUCUGUGCACCGCCUCCUGAGGAAGCUGCUGAGUCGAUAUCGGCUCCCAGUAGCCACCCGGGAGAACCCUGUUAUUAAUGACUGCUGCAGGGGUGCUAUGCUUUCCCUGGCCACGGGCCUGGCCCACUCGGGAAGUGACCUUUCUCUGUUAGUCCCAGAAAUUGAAGAUAUAUACAGCAGCCCCUACCUGCGUCCCUCAGAGUCUCCUAUCACCGUCGAGGUCAACUGCACCAAUCCAGGCACCAGGUAUUGCUGGAUGAGUACCGGGCUCUACAUACCUGGAAGGCAGAUUAUAGAAGUGUCACUGCCGGAAGCUGCUGCCUCUGCUGACCUGAAGAUCCAGAUCGGCUGCCACACGGACGACCUGACGAGAGCCAGCAAGCUGUUCCGAGGCCCACUCGUGAUUAACCGGUGCUGCUUGGACAAGCCCACGAAGUCCAUCACCUGCCUCUGGGGUGGCCUUCUGUACAUCAUUGUGCCUCAGAGCAGCAAACUGGGCUCGGUGCCCAUCACUGUGAAGGGGGCUGUGCAUGCCCCGUACUACAAGCUGGGGGAGACAUCCCAGGAGGAGUGGAAGAGGCGUAUCCAGGAGAACCCAGGUCCUUGGGGAGAGCUGGCUACAGACAACAUCAUCCUGACAGUGCCAACUGCAAACCUUCGUACUUUGGAGAACCCUGAGCCACUGCUCCGCCUCUGGGAUGAGGUGAUGCAGGCCGUGGCACGCCUGGGAGCUGAGCCCUUCCCGCUGCGCCUGCCCCAGAGGAUUGUUGCAGACGUGCAGAUCUCCGUCGGCUGGAUGCACGCAGGGUAUCCUAUCAUGUGCCAUCUGGAGUCAGUGCAGGAGCUCAUCAAUGAGAAGCUCAUCAGAACCAAGGGCCUGUGGGGCCCUGUCCAUGAGCUGGGCCGCAACCAGCAGAGACAGGAGUGGGAGUUCCCACCACACACCACUGAGGCCACCUGCAACCUCUGGUGUGUUUAUGUGCACGAAACGGUCUUGGGCAUUCCUCGAGGCCGUGCCAAUAUUGCUCUGUGGCCCCCAGUUCGGGAGAAGAGAGUUAGAAUCUACCUGAGCAAGGGUCCUAAUGUGAAAAACUGGAAUGCUUGGACCGCACUGGAAACAUACUUACAGCUACAGGAGGCCUUUGGUUGGGAGCCAUUCAUCCGUCUCUUCACUGAGUAUAGGAACCAGACCAACUUGCCCACAGAUAACGUCGACAAAAUGAAUCUGUGGGUCAAGAUGUUCUCCCACCAAGUGCAGAAGAAUCUGGCUCCAUUCUUUGAGGCCUGGGCCUGGCCUAUCCAGAAGGAAGUGGCUACCAGCCUGGCCUAUCUGCCUGAAUGGAAGGAAAAUAUUAUGAAAUUAUACCUUCUCACACAGAUGUAAGGAGUGCCCAUCAAGGUGGCAGGUAGAAAGGUUUGGGGAGGCCCCACUGAAAUUGAAGUGAAGAAAUUCAAAAGGGAAUCUGCAAAGAAAACCGAAGGUAUUUGGUUAUAAGUGGAAGACCUCAACACAUUUCUGGAAGAGAGAAAGUGGAUGAAGCAUCAUGAAGGAAAGAGAGAAGGUACCUUUCAGACGGAAUAUAAGCUGAUCUGAACAACAUAACCCCAAAGACACUUGGGCAUCUGAAAGUCUAUUUACUAAAAUAUACCAGUUGUAAAAUUGAACCCCAUCUUAUUCUAUUCCCACCCUGUGCACAAGCCACAGGCAGCCUAUUAUUGGCACCAGUCCAAAAAUUAUUGUCCUUGUUGUUGUUGUUGUUUGUAUAAAGAAAUUGAAUAAACUGAUUGAGGAGAGGUAAGAGUUGGUGCUCCAGAAUACAAUUUCUCUUUUUGUAGAAACAAGUGCUUCCUGGGAUCAACAGGUGGUAUAGUGGUUAAGGUGUUGGACUCACAAAUGGCUGACUAUAGUUUGAGUCAACCU